CGCAGAGUUCUCAGAGGCAGUGCUUCAGAGUUCAGUCCCCGCCCAGAAAAUUAGGCAGGCAGAUGCGGGGACAGCAGCCAGACAUAAAUGACACGGACUCUUGGAUGUUCAGCUGAAGUUUAAUAAAGACCUGCCUUCGGUGAACACAGCUGAAAGGAGAAAAGAGGGAAAUGUCCGGGGUCAAUCCGAAACAGCUCAAGUGAGACAGGAAACAGGAAGUGGUGAACAGCUACCUGGUAAACAUGUGCACUGACUGUUCCUCUCUCUCACGGCACACUAUAAAUCAUCUGUCAGCCUUCCCCAGUUAACUCACAGGGCCGUGAUAUGCAUUUAGCCCAAUAUUGGAGGGAGUAGGUGAAGUCUUGUUCUGUUUGGCCCCUUGGAUUAUUUUGAGCUGACAUGACAGAAAACGGUCCAGUGAAAAAAAAGGGUGACGAACUGAAAUUUGUCAUUGUGGGAGAUGGAGGCUGUGGGAAAACCUCUCUUCUGAUGGUUUAUGCCAAAGGAGACUUUCCAGAGAAAUAUGCCCCCUCAGUUUUUGAGAAAUAUGUCACCACAAUUUCUCACAAAGGAAAACAAGUCAAACUCAACUUGUAUGACACAGCCGGGCAGGAAGACUAUGACCGAUUAAGGCCUCUCUCGUACCAGGAAGCCAACCUGAUUUUGGUCUGCUAUGAUGUGACCAACCCUACCAGCUUCGAGAACGUCUUGAUCAAGUGGUAUCCAGAGGUGAAGCACUUCUGUCAGGACAUCCCAAUCAUCCUGAUUGGUUGCAAGACUGAUCUUAGGAAGGAUAAAGAGUGUAUAAGGAAGCUUAAAGCCAUGGAUCAGACUCCAAUAACCUACUUACAGGGAGAGGAGACUCGACAGCGGAUGAACGCCGACCUUUAUCUGGAGUGCUCCUCUAAAUAUCAAGAGAACGUGGAGGACAUUUUUAGGGAAGCCGCAAAAAGAGCUCUGGUAGCCUGCCGUAAAGCGCAGCACUCUAGCAGGAAGAGGAAUUGCGUCAUCUUUUGACGUCACGCGCUUUGACGCAUGCUCAAUAAUGCAGGUAAGAAAAUCAAAAAAGAAGGUUGAACCGGUUCAUCGGGAUACAACGUUUGUCGACAGAAACGUUUCAUCACUCGUGUACGUGACCUGAAGGUAUCCCCACCCUUAUAAACAACACCGCUGCGUAACGGCCGGAACCAACGAUCGGUUUCAAAUGCAAAUAAGGACGUGACCAUUAACGAGUCACAAUGGCCAUGGGUACUAUUCACUCACAGCAUUGCAAGAUGGCGACAGAUGUACUCUUAGCCCCCCCCCCUCCUCCUCCAGUUCUGUCGUUGUAUCCAGCUGAACCGAUUCAACCUUCUUCGAACAUUCAAUGUGACGUCGAGUGGACUCGGUGAUGCCGAGGACCGGUGGUGGUGGGGGACGUCAUCUGGGAAACUGGAAAAGACGACCUUCCUAAACCAACACAUCUCCACUCAGUCACAAGACGAUAACUCUGUUUCAGAAACCCGUUUGAAAGAGCGGUGCACCAUGUCCCCCUGACACAGGCAGGGGACAUGUUCCAGAUCAAUCCAUCGAUCAGGCUGCAUUUUAUAUAGCGCUUUUCAACACGAGAGACUCAUAGAUCAUAUUUUGAUAAAACCGGUAGAUUUUGAUCUGUGGUUCAAAAUUGGACUUUUUUUCUGUCACAGGCUUUGAUUACCUGCAUGGAAACGUUUCACGAGUAAAUGAAUGUUUUCUAUUUAUUUAAGAAAUGACAUAAACGAGACCUAAGGACAAAGCAUUGCUUCAUGUUGUUUUUGUUUUUAAUAGGCUGUACCUUAAAUGAGGUGUAUCUUGAAUGAAUUUGAUCUACAGCAAAAUGAAUGUUUGAAUGAAAUAGACACAUUUAAUUUUGGUGUCUUGACCUCGUUGGGCAAACACCUGCAUCGUCAGCACAGGGAAAUGCUCAUUUUGAGAAUACGGUUCCUGUAACAGCUUUAGCCUGCUGGUGUUUUCAUCAGUCCGACGUUGUUGAGAAAAUAAAAUGUACUGUAUGCAGCAUUUUUUCCGUAUAGGUAAACGCACAAACCAAUAUUUCUGCAAAGCUAUGAGGUUCGUUAAGGGAACACACUGGACUGGAUUUCCUUAGGCGAUUGUUUUUCACUAGUGGGUUUUGUCUUGACUAGCAACGCCCACUAGUGUUUGAAUGUGGUAUCGCUUAACGCCUCAACUAGUGGUCACAGUUCUGACAUAAAUUCACAGGUACGAAAGUAAAUAUCUAUUUACAAAAAAAUGGUUGGCAUAUAAUCUUGACGAUAAAAAAUAAUUUCAUGUACAAGAAUUACCUUUAACCUAGUUUUUUUUAUUUUCAUUAUUUACAGUAAUGUACAGAGAAUGUAAAACUGUCGUCUCUUUAAUGAUCAUGUUCAUGUUCAGGCACAGGUUACAGUCUUGAACUUAAUGACCCAUAAUAAACAUGUUAAUGUUGUCAGAUCGGCUACAUUGUAUAAACGAGAAAAUAAAGAUGUUUUGUGCGUUGUGGCAGCUCUUAUCAAAUGUAACAGUUUGGUCUGCAACUCAGUAGGGUUCAGUUUCAGCCAUUAGAAGUGAUACACGAGCGGUGGUUCUCUGAAAGAGCAGAACAUAUUCUGAGAGAGGAGGAAUACACUACCACUACAGUUUUUGGAUUUUCAACAAACAACACAUGUGAACUGUGAUAGGCUACAUAGUGGAUAAGGCCCUGUCACUACUCCACUCAUCCAUCCAUCCAUCCAUUCAUUGUCUAAGCCACUUAUCCUACACAGGGUCGCGGGGAUGCUGGAGCCUAUCCCAGCAGUCAUUGGGCAGCAGGCAGGUAGACACCCUGGACAGGCCACCAGGCCAUCACAGGGCCCCUACAUUCACACCUAGGGACGAUUUAGUAUGGCCGAUUCACCCGACCUACACGUCUUUGGACUGUGGGAGGAAACCGGAGCACCCGGAGGAAACCCACGCAGACACGGGGAGAACAUGCAAACUCCACACAGAGGGCGACCCGGGACGACCCCCCUGAGGUUGGACUACCUCCUGGGGUUCGAAUCCAGGACUUUCUCACUGUGAGGCGACCGCGCUAACCAAAGCGCCACCGUGCCGCCGACUCUUAAGAUCAGUUCAUCUGAAAGCAUGAUUUUUCCAUGGAAACGAAAAUCCUUAUUUAAAUACAAUACAACAGAACAAGUAUGAAACACAAACCACACUGAACAUAUGAAAUGAAGCGAAAGCUCAAGAGUUUGGCCUCAGAAAAGUGAUACACAUUAGAAUAAUGAAUGUUGAUGACAACUCUAAAAACAAGUAUCCAGCACAUUUUUGUAGUCAUCCGGACUAAGGAUCUUACAAUACCCGUGCAAAUAGCAGCAUUUUGUUCAACACAGGCCUUCGCAGUGAAACACAGCAACAUGUAACUGGAACUACACACAUCACUUUUUCUUCAGAACUAACACUUAUCCCAUAAC
Molecule: messenger RNA, 3467 nt
Organism: Lampris incognitus (smalleye Pacific opah)
Lineage: Eukaryota; Metazoa; Chordata; Actinopteri; Lampriformes; Lampridae
Gene: rhof
Product: ras homolog family member F
Exons: 5
Coding region: 400-1017 (205 amino acids)
Biological process (GO): cell migration; small GTPase-mediated signal transduction
Molecular function (GO): GTP binding; GTPase activity
Source: RefSeq, a predicted model, not a curated record